AUGUUAGACGCCGGAACGAAUGUGUGGAAGGGCCACAAGCUUCACGUAGAUCCGUAUUACCGAAAUGAGGUCGAAAAAGCGACUGAAGCUAUUAAAGAUGUGGAACUUCGCAACAAGGCAACGAGGGUGGCCAGCAUUGGACCUGGUACCGAAGACGCCGAGCUCGACCAGGCAUCUCUUGCGGAAUACCAGAGUUACAUAGACUUAAUAGCAGAAGUCAUCAACGCAUCUCCCAAUACGUCGUUCGCUAUAGUUGUGGAACCACGAGCGUUUCCGAACUACUUCAAUGACACCGGUAUAAGCAGCAAUCUCGCCAAGAGCUACCGACGAAAUGUCCCUUACGCCCUUAAGACGUUGAACUUACCCAAUGUCAUCACGUAUCUAGAUGUCGGAAAUAGCAAUUCGAUGGACUGGGAUAUUCAUCGUAACGUCGCCGCCAAGGAGAUCAUAAAUAUAUACAAGGCCGCAGGAAGUCCGUCUCAAUUCAGGGGCUUCGCCACCAAUGUGGCCAACUUUAAUUCCUGGGAUCUUUUGCCCGGCGAGUUUGUCACCGGCGAUGAUUCGCGGUACAUCAGACCGCAGAACGAGCAGCACUUCGUGCGCAUCCUCUCCGACGCUCUACAAAAGAACGGCCUUCCCGCAAGUGCAACACAUGCGAUCAUGGAUACUAGCCGCAGCGGCGUGUUUGGGCUAAGAUAUAGUUGGGAUGACUGGUGUAAUAUUAACGGCGCGGGCUUCGGAAUCAGGCCCACGUCACAGACUGGGGACGAGAGACUUGACGCGUUCGUAUGGGUGAAACAUCCCGGAGAGUCAGAUGGCACAAGUGAUUCUUCCGGGUCCGGAUACGAUGUAUUCUGUGGGAAGGACGACGCGCUGAAGCCUUCUCCAGACGUAGGACUAUGGCACCAAGAAUAUUUUGAGAUGCUAGUCCGCAACGCCGACCCUUCUUUAUAA
Molecule: messenger RNA, 954 nt
Organism: Daldinia childiae
Lineage: Eukaryota; Fungi; Ascomycota; Sordariomycetes; Xylariales; Hypoxylaceae
Product: Glucanase
Exons: 4
Coding region: 1-954 (317 amino acids)
Biological process (GO): cellulose catabolic process
Molecular function (GO): hydrolase activity, hydrolyzing O-glycosyl compounds
Source: RefSeq, a predicted model, not a curated record